This is a messenger RNA of Gloeophyllum trabeum ATCC 11539, 735 nucleotides long. Its product is annotated as thiamine pyrophosphokinase. The transcript is spliced from 6 exons. The record is from RefSeq and is a predicted model, not a curated record. Bases 1 to 735 code for a protein of 244 amino acids. Gene Ontology annotation, biological process: thiamine diphosphate biosynthetic process; thiamine metabolic process. Gene Ontology annotation, molecular function: ATP binding; thiamine diphosphokinase activity; thiamine binding. NCBI's taxonomy places the organism in Eukaryota, Fungi, Basidiomycota, Agaricomycetes, Gloeophyllales, Gloeophyllaceae.
AUGUCCCACUGGCACCUCCCCUUCCUGACCCCAGUCUCAGAAAAAGAUACAGCACAUGCUCAAGGGAAAUACGCGCUCAUAAUUCUGAACCAGCCCUUCUCGUCCUCCCUGCUGUCGCGCGUGUGGGCGGCGGCAAGUUGGAGGUGCUGUGCGGACGGCGGCGCAAACCGGUUGUUUGAUUUGCUGGGAUACCUCCCGGACCUUAUCAAGGGCGACUUGGAUUCUAUACGGAGUGAAGUCAGGGAGUAUUAUGAAUCCCAGGGCGUGUCCGUCGUCGAAGACGAAGACCAAUACUCCACCGACCUCAUGAAAUGCAUAUCCAGCAUCGAAGCGCUCGAACAGUCCUCCGGCAGCGAGGAGCAGCACGCCAUCAUCCUCCUCGGCGGGCUCUCGGGCCGGCUCGACCAGACAGUGCACACCCUGCACCUCCUGCACAAGCUGCGAACGAGGAGGAGGCAGGUGUUCGCCGUGACGGACGAUAAUGUGGGCUGGGUGCUCGAUGCGGGCGAGCACUUCAUUCACAUCAACCACGUCGUCCUGGGCCAGACGUGCGGGCUCCUCCCCGUCGGGAUCGACUCGACCAUACUUUCCACGAAGGGAUUAAAGUGGAACUUGAAAUCUUCCUUCGACGGCCUGGUGUCGACGUCGAACCACCUCGUCCCCGAGGAGGAUGUCGUGUGGGUGCGGACGAGCAGGCCGAUCUGGUGGGUCGCGGAGCUGCGGAAGCUGGGCUGA